AUGGCGGGGGCCAAGGAGGGCGGGGGAGAGGGCAGCCUCGGGGAGCUGGUUCCCCCCUCUCACGGGCCGCCGCAGAACCCCUCGCAGGGGUUCCCCGCGGAGCUGUCUCCUGGCAGGAGCAGGCCGCUGCCGGCAGAGCUCAGCCUGCCUCACGGAGAGGUGGAGCAGGAGGAAGAAGAGGAAGAAGAGGAAGAAGAGGAGCCACAGGAAACAGAGGGUCAGUUUGAUGGGGUGUUGGAUGAAGACACCGUGGCUGAGGGACUCCACGAGCUGGGGCGCUCAGCCUCUGGUGUCGGAUACGUUUAUCUUAAUCUGGCUCUUUCUGGUCGUGAGUUAAGUGACAUUAACAUUCUCUCCAGAUACAUUCACCUGCAGAAGCUGGAACUUUCACAUAAUAAAAUUAAUGAUCUUUCUUGUAUCAGUCACAUGCCUCACUUACUGGAACUGAAUGCUUCCAACAAUGAGUUAACUACAUAUUUUGCUUUUAAACCACCUACAAGUCUCAAGGAAGUAGAUUUUUCACACAAUCAAAUACCUCAAAUGCAAGAUUUGUCAGCAUACCAGUCCCUUACCAAACUCCUGCUGGAUUUUAAUAACAUAGAGGAGAUAAGAGGACUGGAGAAGUGUCACAGUCUGACUCACCUGAGUUUGUCACACAACAGACUCACUGCAAUCAGUGGCCUGGAGAAUUUACCUAUCAAAAUCCUCAACCUGAGCUCUAACCAGAUAGAGAAGAUAACAGGCUUAAACAACUUGAAAACUCUACAGAACCUGGACCUAUCUAGAAAUAAAAUAACUAGUCUAGAAGGCUUGGAGGAACAUGAUCUACUAGAGGUCAUCAACCUAGAGAAUAACCAGAUUGCUGACCUGAGUGAACUUGAACACAUUGAAGAUCUGCCUCUCCUCAGAGUUCUAAAUCUUUUAAAUAAUCCUGUACAGAAGCAAACAGAUUAUUGGCUCCUGGUGAUUUUCAUGUUGCUUCGACUAACAGAGCUGGAUCUCCAGAAGAUUUCAGUGAAAGAAAAGGUUGCUGCUGUGAAUAAAUAUGAUCCUCCUCCAGAACUUGUUGCUGCUGAAGAUCAUAUGAAUCAUGUGAUGUACAGCAUGCUGCAGCCCCUGAGAGUCUUGGACAGCACUUUACCUAGUCUUGAUACUCCCUACCCCAUGCUGGUGUUAGCUGGUCCUCUAGCCUGUGGCAAGAGAGAACUUACUCUGAAGAUCUGCAAACAGUUCAACAAUUUCUUCAGACAUGGUCCCUGUCACACCACUAGGAGAGCUUAUUUUGGUGAAGAAAACAGACUUGAUUACUACUUCAUAUCCCAAGAAGCAUUUGGCAAAAUGGUGAACACAGGGAAGUUCAUACUAACCUACAAACACAGUGACUAUUACUAUGGACUUGCAAGAGACACUGUAGAAUCAGUUGCCAGAGAGGGGCUUGCAACCUGUGUUCACUUAGAAAUAGAGGGUGUUCAUAGCUUGAAAAAAACCUACUUUAAACCCAGAUAUAUCCUGGUGGUACCAACAGACAAAGAGAAAUAUGAGGGACACCUGAGGAGGAAAGGAAUAUUCAGCAGGCCAGAGAUUGAAGAGGCAGUCUCCAGAGUGGACAUGUACAUCAGGAUUAGUGAGGAUGUUCCAGGAUACUUUGAUGCAGUAGUCUGUGCAAAUGACCUGGAGGAGGCUUUCACAGAGCUGAGUUUCCUUGUCAAGGCAUACCUGGGUUUGGAGCCACCUGUGACUUCUGAGAGCACUCAGGACUUGGAGAGCAGAGCAGAAGCAGGUUCAAGCAGACAGCCCUUGCAAGAGCAAAGAUUGUCACCUGGUGGAGUCAUCACUGGAACUCCUCAGUCUUCAUCUGUCAAUGAGUUCUUGGACUCUUCUGCCAAAAACUAUCCUGGAGGGAUCUUGGAUAAUCCUGCUGCACAACUGCACGCUGUGGAAGAAGCUUCUCUCCAAAGACGCCACUCGGCAGCACGUCAGGCUCUGUCAGAGAAGGCCCCUGGUGCUUAUGUCCAGCUCUUUCAAAGGGACCUGGCAGUCACUGCUGCACCCGACAGCUUCCAUCAACAAUUACUGGAACCACCACUACAUUCUUCUCUGCUCUCAGAUGGAAGGAGCACCACCCAAGACCAGAGCUUCCCCCUGAGCACCCCCCAGAGCCGAAAGAGUAAACUAAAAAAAAUCAACAAGGGCUGCAGAGAGUCUAGUCCUGGUGCUGGACAACUUCUGACCCCAGCUGGAGCAGCUGCUGGUGAAGGUCUGCUGGUUCGGAGCCCGGUUCCUCGUGCUCGUCUCCCUGGAGAAGCCAAAGCUGAGCAUCAAGACCCAAGAGGAGCUGAAAAUGGGGUGGACAGAUUGAAAGAGCCUGAGCUCCCCAGUGACAAUCUUCAGAGAAAUCACAGCAAGUCCAAGACUGGUUCUCCUCAUGUGCCUCAGCUCCUCAACCGUCCAGUCUCCCAAUCCAAACCUGUCCUACCCCCAAUCCCAUCUGGGAGGAAAAGGACCAACCCCUGAUAGCCAAGUCUUUGUCUUGAGCCUUAAUUUAACACCACAUCUCUCCCUUUAACAGGAAUAUAUUUCUCUUCACCCCAGAAAACUCUAUCAAAUCUUAUUUCUAAAUCCAUUUCUGAUUAACUCCCAUCCCCCCUUCCCAAUAAGUUAUUUAUUUAUAACUUUAUUAAAAAGGAAUUUCUGCAUUUCCCAAAGCUAGAAAUUAUUUCCCCAGGCACUCUCAGAUGGGAAAUGGUGCAGAUUUUUUUUUUUCCUAACAGCCACAAAACUGGAUCUUCCAUUAAUUUCUCUCUUUCCUCCCCCUCCUGUAUCAUAGAUUUAAUUGAGGUGUGGAAGCAUCAAUAUUGUCAGCACCAGUGAAUUAUUUUUCAAGAAGGACUUUGUGAAACCUUCAGGGUUAAGUUGGGAGCAAAAAACUAAUUCCAGGUAUUUUUCAUUUUUUUGUAAAGAGCUGUGGAGGGUUUUUUUAGGGAAUGAGGCAGAUUUCUUUGAUUUUUAAGUGUAUUUAAGCAACCUCUUAAGGAGUCGUCAGAAAACCAAGAUCUUAGGGUUAUUGAGGAGCUGAGGCUGAAGGAGGGUGUGAAGAUUUGGUUUUUCUGUCUGUGGGGCAGAGCCCUGACAAGUAAUUAAAACACUGGAGUUAA
Molecule: messenger RNA, 3155 nt
Organism: Apus apus (common swift)
Lineage: Eukaryota; Metazoa; Chordata; Aves; Apodiformes; Apodidae
Gene: LRGUK
Product: leucine rich repeats and guanylate kinase domain containing
Exons: 21
Coding region: 1-2514 (837 amino acids)
Cellular component (GO): cytosol
Molecular function (GO): protein binding; GMP kinase activity
Source: RefSeq, a predicted model, not a curated record